AUCGAAUAACAGUGUUAUUUUUGAGUAUAUUUGUGGUUAUAAAAUGCUUUGUAACACCCCUUGGUCGCUAGUAGAUUUCGUUUUAUUCCCUAUUAAUAUGACUGCUGUUGGCUGUAAUCAUUGGAUUCUUGGGGAGUUCAACGUGAAGCAGAGAUAUUUUAAAGUCUACAACUCAAUGAGGAAUAGAGUUAUGGAUAAGAAAGUGUUGAAAGUUGUUGAAGCAUAUUCUACUUUGUUGCCCUUGUUUCUUUCUUUAAAUAAUUUUUAUGAGUCAAGGGAAGAUAUUGAUCUAAAUGCACAAGCAUUCAAGGGCAUUGAUAUGUGUCACCCGUUGGACAUUGUGUUUGAUGAUGAGGUUCCACAACAGAGUAACAACGAUUGUGGGAUUUUUAUCAUAAAGUUUGCUGAAUUUUUUAUGCAUGGACUUAUUGAAAAUAUCCCCAAUCCUCUGAAUGUUAGUUUCCAGAGAAACAAAAUUGCAGUCGAGCUAUAUGUCCAUGCUAAAAGAAAGAAAGAUGAAGGCUAUCUAUCUGAUGGGGAGUUCAGAGGAAGAAUGAGCAAGAAGAUGUUGAAUGUUAAUGCAAUAGAAGUAUGAGAGUAUCAAAGUAGUUAACAUUUUGGCUUUUAUCUUGUAAAGACGAUACAUACUUAUGGCAAGAUAACUUUUGUAUUUUUGUUUUGCAAACUUUCAAGCAAGUAUCAUGUUUGAAUAUUUUGAAUAUUGUGGCAUAUCAAUGAAUUUUGAUAUUAGCCCUUUUUUAUGAGGAAUGUUGUACAGAGGUGUCUCAUGUUUGUAACUUGAGUUCACAAUUUUAUUUUUGUAUUUCAUGUUUUAGGUAACAUCUGUUAAAAGUUUGUAACCUAAGUUCAUGCAACAUUGCGUAGCAUUACUUAACAUCUAUUAAUAGUCGCGAUAACUUCAG
This is a messenger RNA of Humulus lupulus (European hop), 923 nucleotides long. RefSeq lists its product as uncharacterized. Gene Ontology annotation, cellular component: nucleus. Lineage: Eukaryota; Viridiplantae; Streptophyta; Magnoliopsida; Rosales; Cannabaceae. The record is from RefSeq and is a predicted model, not a curated record. Bases 44 to 595 code for a protein of 183 amino acids. The transcript is spliced from 2 exons. Gene Ontology annotation, molecular function: deSUMOylase activity. Gene Ontology annotation, biological process: protein desumoylation.